ACCCAAGAAAGAAAAAGCGAUAAAGAAACAUCAAAUGUCCUGUUUACCCUCUGCUGGUCCUUUUCGCGCUCCUCCAAAUGUAGGGACUUUUUUCGAGUUAUAUGCUUUUCUGCUCCGUGUCGCACUUUUUCAGUCGAAGAAACCAGCGUGCAGCGUGCUCUUUCCUAUCUCUCUGGUUCGUUCGGUCGCGGCUUUGAUCCGAUGGAGCAGCCACCUUCGCUCCUUUUACAGCGGUACCGUGGAGAGCGUCGCAAGCUUUUGGAGUUCCUCCUGUCCUCGGGUUUGAUCAAAGAGCUCCGAACCUCUGCGGGCCCCAUCGCCGCUCUUUCCGACGUCGACUUGGAUAACAUCAGCGUCGAUUAUGUCCUCCACUGCAUAAAAUCCGUAGGUGGAGUGGUUGACGUUUCUGAAGCAACUGAGAAAUUCUUUGAUGAAUCUUCUAACCCAGUUAUGAUUCAUUCUCAGUUAGGAAAUUCCUAUUUUCUACUUUCUGAUCCAGACUUGUCUGGAUCACCCCCCAGGCGAGUACCACCUCCAACUGAUGUGAUUCGAACUGCUAAUCAUGUGACAUGUUCAUCUAGACUAGAUCCUGUGAUUGUCGAGGACAUUGCAGCAUCUGGGGAAGAGUUCAGUCCUAAACUUGGAGCGGCAACGUGCACACCUUUUAAGCCUGUAGAAGAUGAGAAAUUUCCUCCAUUAGGAUUACCUUGCCUGAAUGCAGGAUUGUCGGAUGAUGACUUGUGUGCAUCAGCCUAUGAAAUAUUGCUUGCAUCUUUGGUCUUUUCUGGGGUUGAAAUACAUACACUUGAGGAUAGAAGGAAAGAAAGGAGUUCUAAACUUCUGUCAGGGUUGAAGAAUAGAAAGGGUAAAAGCCAUCAGCAGUCUCAGUCUCAAGGAAGACAUUCAGAGAUUAUUGAUAUUAUCCGCAUUCAGAUGCAGAUUUCAGAAGCAAUGGAUGCAUGCAUAAGGCAAAGGUUGACACAAUUCGCUGCUGCUAGGACAAUGUGGGGACCAAUUGAUAUUCCUCAAAUUUCGUUGGGACUUUUGAGUAGCAUGUUAAAGUCUGAUUUUCAAAAUGAAAAGUCUUAUGUGCAGUGGAAGAGUAGACAGGCGAGUGUCUUAGAAGAGAUUCUUUGUUUUUCUGCUGACAUUGAAGCAUCUGAACGUCUAACUGUUAAAAAUUCUCUUGAAAAUAUCAGAAAUUCCAAGGAGUGGGACAUUACAAUGUCACCUUCCGAACGUACUGAGUUUCUAUCUACUAUCACACAAGUGGCUUUAAAGUUGUCUUCUCUGCCUGGAAAAUUCAGUAUUCAGAGUGAAACCUAUUAUUGGACUGCUGAUUAUAAGUUGAACAUUAGACUUUAUGAGAAAUUACUUUUUGGUGUGUUUGAUGUCCUUGACGAAGGCCAGCUCAUCAUGGAAUCCAAUGAACUCCUGAUGCUGAUCAAAUUGACCUGGCGUACUUUGGGCAUCACUCAGAAAAUGCAUAAUGUGAUAUAUGGGUGGGUCCUUUUCCAGCAGUAUGUAGGGACAGAUGAAGCUGCGCUAUUAGAUUAUGCACUUCUGGAGUUGCAGAAGGUUAUAUCUGCCGAAAAUAAUGAUGGGCAGGAGCAUUACAUGGAUAGCCUAACAUGUUCAAGGCAAUGCAAUGGCAGUGAAAGGAAGUUAAGUUUGGUGCAGGCCAUUUUCUUCUCAAUAAGCAGUUGGUGUGACAGUAAGCUGCAAGACUAUCAUCUACAUUUCAGUCAGAAACCUGAUGACUUUACGAGGAUGAUCAACCUGGUCUCAGCAGUUGGCAUUCUUACUCCUGGAGAUCUUGGCGAUAUCAAGUUAAUUAGCUUGAAUGCUAUGAAUGAGAGUGCAACGAGAAAACUGAAAACAUAUGUGGAGAGAUCAAUAAAAUCCGCAUAUAGCCGGGUAGCAAAUACCAUAGAUCUUGAGUCUAAGGUGGUAAGGACACAUCCUUUGGCCCUGCUUGCAAAUGAGCUAAGAUUGAUUGCUCAGAGAGAGUUCAAUGUGUUCUUCCCGGCACUAUGUCAUUGGUGCCCUGAAUCUGGAAUGAUUGCUGCCAAGCUAUUGCACCAGAUUUAUGGGGAAAAACUGAAACCAUUUCUUGGGGGGGUGUCAUCUCUUUCUGAAGAGGUCAGAUCAGUGCUUUCAGCUGCUUGUUUGUUGGACCAUGACCUGACUCAGCUAUAUAUUUCUGCUUGUGAAGUAAAUAGGCAGCAUGACCAUCUCAACCAUGAGCUGGACCACUAUCCGAUUGGAGAAGUUGCUAAACCAUUAAUUCUUGAGUGGGUGAUUGCUCAGAAUUCACGUAUCCUGGAAUGGACUGGACGUGUAUUUGAUCUUGAGGCAUGGGAGCCUUUAUCAUCUCAGCAAAGACUGGCUGCAUCAGCAGUUGAAGUUUUUAGGAUCAUUGAAGAGACCGUGGAUCAAUUCUUUGGCUUGAAUCUUUUAAUGGAUAUUACACAUUUACAAGCUCUGCUAUCUGUUAUUUUUCACAGUCUGGAUGCCUAUUUGCUGAAAAUGCUUAACCAGCUAGUUGACAAGAAUCACCUCUAUCCCUUGGCUCCUCCUUUAACUUGUUAUGAGGAGACAGUUAUUCCAAUAAUGAAGAAGAAGGUGCUACAGCAUAAACUUUUGGAGGACGACGUGAGCAAAAAGUUGAAUGAAUUAACAAUAUCCAAACUCUGUAUCAGGUUAAACACUCUUAAAUAUAUUCAGAAACAAAUUGGCAUACUAGAGGAUGGCAUUAGAAAGUCCUGGGCACUAAUCAGACCUGCAGCUGGUCAGGGAUGGGCUAAAGAAGAGCCUCAGGAAAUUUCAGAGAGUUCUCUAUCAACAUGUGGCGAAGCAUUUGAUGAACUGUUUGUCAUCACCUUUAACAGCAUUGGGGAUACUGCGACAGAUGCUAUCAGCAAAAUUUGUGACCUUACAGGUGCGAGAGUUGUGUUCUGGGAUCUCAGAGAUACAUUCCUCUUUUCUUUAUACCGUGGUAGUGUUGAAGGUGCUCGAUUGGACAGUGUUCUUCCACAUAUUGAUACUGUUCUCAACCAUAUAUGUGGUUUAAUUGAUGAAACUCUUAGAGACCUUGUGGUUUUCAGCAUCUGUCGAGCAUCGCUGGAAGGCUAUGUUUGGGUGUUGCUUAAUGGAGGUCCUUCUCGCUCAUAUUCUGAUUCAGAUAUCAUAAUCAUGGGGGAUGACCUUAAUCUUUUGAAGGAUUUCUUUAUAGCUGAUGGAGAGGGCCUUCCACGUUCAGUAGUGGGCCAAGAAGCAAAACUUGCUGAACAAAUACUGAGCUUGUAUUCCCUUCAGACUGGUACGGUUAUCCAGAUGCUCAUGACAGCAAGUGAACAAAUUUCAACAGGAUUGAAUUCACGUAAUCAUGAUAAAAUGGGAUUAGAAGAUGCCCAAACUUUAAUACGAGUCUUGUGCCACAAGAAAGAUAGACAAGCCUCCAAAUUCUUAAAACGACAUUAUCAGCUCCCAACAUCUUCAGAUUACGAUGACACUCCAUCAGAGGAUUCAGAUUCGAUAUUGAAAUCUCCUGUAAUAUCUGAUCUCUUAAAACGGAGCUCCUCAUUUCAUUGGACCAAGGGCCAGAGUAGUCUUAAAUCGUUCAAGAAGAAACUCCAAGAAGCCACAUCAGAUAUCAGGAAUAUGGCAUGGUAGAGAUACUCCUUAGAUUAUGUUCUGCUUGGAAAGUACCCUUGUAUUCCGAGUAGAUGUCAAGCUAUUGUUAGCACCCUGUUCUUGCAAAGGGUUUAAACGAGUCCAAGUUUUUGUAAUCCAUUUAAAGCCUUGUCAGCAAACACCACCCCCUCCUAUAUUAUUUGUAAUUGUAUCGUCACUAAUGUGGUGACUCAGAAAAGGAAAAUGCUUCAGCCACAUUUUUUCGUUAUUUUAAAAUGUGGUGAGCCAUUAAGUUUUUCCUUGGACUUUAGGAACCUGCAAUUUAUUUCACAUUAUGUUGGUGAGCCAUUAAGUUUUUAAAUUUUAAUGGUGGCCAACACCAUGGGAUGACUCGCAGGGCAGUGGUCCUCUUUCUUUUUCAUAUACUUAUUUAGGUCUA
Messenger RNA from Juglans microcarpa x Juglans regia, 4075 nucleotides. RefSeq names its product protein unc-13 homolog. The record is from RefSeq and is a predicted model, not a curated record. NCBI's taxonomy places the organism in Eukaryota, Viridiplantae, Streptophyta, Magnoliopsida, Fagales, Juglandaceae. The transcript is spliced from 26 exons. Bases 202 to 3675 code for a protein of 1157 amino acids.